Messenger RNA from Prunus avium (sweet cherry), 2135 nucleotides. NCBI's taxonomy places the organism in Eukaryota, Viridiplantae, Streptophyta, Magnoliopsida, Rosales, Rosaceae. The record is from RefSeq and is a predicted model, not a curated record.
UCACCCACUCAAUUAGUUUAAUGAUCUAUAUGUAUGAAAUUACAAAAAUACCCCUAUCACAUCAUCUUAUUUAACUAAGUUUUGGAUGGAGUUGACUGAGGCAAAAUGAGUUACUAAACUUUGGUCAAUGGAUGAAAGUGGGGCCACGUUAACUUUGGAGGGUAAAGUGAGAUUUGAUCGAAGUUUCAGCGGGCACUACAGUAAAUAAGCCUUCUAUAAAUAUAAUGAAAUCCCACAACUUAUCAACUAACCGUGAGGGUGGCUUUGCUCAUAAUCUUUCAUUGUGGACGGUAAUCUUGAUGUUCUUCACCUUAACCUCGGGGAGAGAUCUCAAGGGUUAUAGUCUACCUGGCAUGCUUCCACCUCAACUGGUCAAACUUCCUUACCUUAAAGAAAUUGAUUUGGCUCUCAAUUAUCUUAAUGGUACAAUACCAGGAGAAUGGGGUGCAAUGCAAUUAACAAAAAUUUCUCUUCUUGUAAAUCGCUUAUCAGGGGAGAUUCCUAAGGAGUUGGGAAAUAUUACUACUCUCACAUACCUGACUCUUGAAGCAAAUCAGUUCUCUGGAGUUGUUCCUCAUGAGCUUGGGAAUUUAAUCAACUUGGGAACUCUGGUGUUGUCCUCCAAUCGUUUGACCGGAAAGUUACCAGUGGCAUUGGCUGGGCUAAGAAAUUUAACAGACUUUAGAAUAAACGAUAAUAACUUCAAUGGAACGAUACCUGAUUUCAUACAGAAUUGGGAAAAACUUGAGAGAUUAGAAAUGCAUGCAAGUGGGCUUCAGGGACCCAUCCCCUCCAACAUAUCUCUUUUGAGAAAUUUACAAGAGUUGAGGAUUAGCGAUAUAAAGGGGCCACAGCAGGGUUUUCCUACGUUGACAAACAUGGCAGGCCUAGUGAUAUUGGUUCUCAGAAACUGCAACAUUUCUGGAGAGAUUCCUCCAUACAUCUGGACGAUACAAAACCUGAAAAUGUUGGAUGUCAGUUUUAACAAGUUAGUAGGGGAAGUUCCAGACACUAUGAACUUAGAGCGUUUGAGAUUCCUGAUUUUAACUGGAAACUCUCUGAGUGGAAGUGUACCUGGCUCAAUCUUCGAGGAUGGAAGUAAUGUUGAUCUUUCAUACAAUAACUUUACAUGGCAAGGCCCUGGGCAACGUACUUGUCAGGGCAACAACAAUCUAAACCUGAACUUGUUUCGAAGCUCUUCAUCCGAGAACAACUUAAGGAGAAAAGAUGGUCUUCCAUGCUUGAAGGAUCUCAACUGCCCACGCUAUUCAACUUGUUUACAUGUUAAUUGUGGUGGAAAUGAAGUCAUCAUCAAAGAAAAUAAAGGAAACAUUGUGUAUGAAGGAGACGGAGGAGUUGAAGGUGGCCCUGCAGAGUAUUUCUUAAAUGGUGAUUAUUUUUGGGGAUUUAGUAGCACUGGAGACUUCAUGAAUGACAACAAUUUCCAAAAUACACGCUACUCUGUAUCUCUGGCAUCUCCAUCUUCUAAUCUCUCUGAAAAAUACAAGACCGCACGCAUAUCCCCAAUUUCAAUCACAUAUUUCCAUUAUUGCUUAGAAAAUGGUGACUAUACUAUAAGUCUUCACUUUGCGGAGAUACAGUUUACAAAUGACCAAACAUAUACAAGUCUUGGCAGGCGUGUAUUUGAUAUCUACGUUCAGGAAAAAGAAUUGCGAAAGGAUUUCAAUAUUGAAGAUGAGGCAAAGAUGGCUCAAAAGCCUGUAGUAAUACAAGAACAUAAUGUCAGUGUGACAAAUAAUAUCUUAGAGAUCCGAUUCUAUUUUGCUGGUAAAGGGACAACAAGGAUUCCUGACAGAGGAGUUUAUGGUCCCCUUAUCUCUGCUAUUUCCGUGACAUCUGAUUCCAAAGAUUGCUCAAAUGGUGAAAGCAAGGGAACUACUCACAUUGUUGUUGGAGCUGUAGUAGGAGCAUUUGGCCUGGUGUUUGUUAUAUUGGGAAUCCUUUGGUGGAAAGGAUGCAUGUCAGGCAAAAGGGGGAGAAAGAAAGAUAGAGAAGGACUUGAUGGACAGACAGGGAAUUUUACCUUAAAACAAUUAAAAGCUGCCAAUAAUGACUUCGAUUCUGCUAACAAAAUCGGAGAAGGUGGUUUUGGUCCUGUGUACAAGGUACUUUAG